Frankliniella occidentalis (western flower thrips) is the source of this 813-nucleotide messenger RNA. Its product is annotated as major centromere autoantigen B-like. Lineage: Eukaryota; Metazoa; Arthropoda; Insecta; Thysanoptera; Thripidae. The transcript has 4 exons. Bases 283 to 813 code for a protein of 176 amino acids. The record is from RefSeq and is a predicted model, not a curated record.
ACGAGGUACAAAACAUAUCGCCAUCAAAAGAAAUCUUCUGACAGCUCAAAUAGUGACUCUGAUUCAUCACAAGCAAACUCUCCAAAGAGGGCUAGGAGAGACAGUUCCCCGCUACCCAACCCCACAUCACCUGAAGAAAAUUCGAACACUGCUGUAUCAGAAGCUUCAAAUGCCUCAGUCUCGCCUUGCUCCUCUCCGGAUAGAGCUCAUGAACAUGUCGAACCUGGGGAUGAUGCAGAUUGUGAGGGUGUGAGUGACGUGGAGGGCCAUUUACAAGAAGGCAUGAAUGUUUCACACUCACCUGGGGAAAGUGAAGAGAAUGAAACUGAGCAAGAGGGAGAGGAGAAUGAUGAAGGCGAAGGACUUGGAGAUAGAAAUGAAGAGCAAGCAGCAGAGGACAACAUGGAACCAUUUGGAGGAGGGGGUGGAGGUGGAGUAGGUGAUAGUGAGGGAAGUGGAGAAGACACAGCAGUAGAGAAUGAUUGUGAAGAAAUUGAAAUGGAUAAUGAAAGUGAAGCUGAUGUUGAAGAUGAUGACGAUGAUGACCAUGAUGAUGACCCUCUCUACAAUGGGGCUCGGUCAACUUUCGGGCAAAGUAUGCUAGCCAUCUUAACUUUUAUUUUAAGUCAUAAACUAACAGGCAUUUGUGUAAAUGACUUACUGUCAUUAAUAGAGUUACACUGUGCUGCAAACAAUCUGUGUGUGAAAACUAUUUACAAGUUUAAACAGUAUUUUAAAAUGAUAGGGAAAAAUUUUAUCACUUGUCACUAUUAUUGUUCCGUGUGUCAACUAGCUGUGGCCGGGAAGUACUAG